UCACUAAUAUAUUUGUGAUUAUAAAGACAACACGCCAAAUCAAGUUAAGUUAGUAAAUAAAAGCACAAUGUUCUUCUGUGUUCUGAUUGGUGACCCGAGCUCUUCUCUUUGUUCUGAUAGGAACUUCUCACACCAUUUUUUGGCAAACACUAUUCCGCACUGGUGACCCCUACCAAUCCACCACUCUACAAAUUAUCAUCUCUGGACUCGCAGCUGACACCCUGCCGGAGGCAAGAGCUACUAAGCCAACUGGAACUGUGCCUUUUCCUUUGUCAAGGUUUUUUUCUUACACAGGAAAAAGAAAGAAAAAAAAAAGGAGAUGAAGUUGGGCAAGGUGGAGUUCUGCCAUUUUCUGCAGCUGAUAGCUCUUUUCCUGUGCUUUUCUGGAAUGAGUCAAGGAGAACUCUCAAGAUCCGGAUCAAAGCCGUAUUUCCAGUCAGGGAGAUCUCGGACCAAGCGCAGCUGGGUGUGGAACCAGUUCUUUGUGCUGGAAGAAUACAUGGGCUCAGACCCCCUCUACGUAGGCAAGCUGCACUCCGAUGUUGAUAAAGGCGAUGGUUCCAUCAAAUACAUCUUGUCGGGAGAAGGGGCCAGCUCCAUAUUCAUCAUUGAUGAGAACACGGGUGACAUCCAUGCGACCAAGAGGCUGGACCGUGAGGAGCAGGCCUACUACACGCUCAGGGCCCAGGCUCUGGACCGGCUCACCAACAAACCCGUGGAGCCCGAAUCCGAGUUUGUCAUCAAAAUUCAAGAUAUCAACGACAACGAGCCCAAGUUUUUGGACGGUCCCUACACCGCGGGCGUCCCAGAAAUGUCUCCUGUGGGGACUUCAGUGGUCCAAGUGACAGCCACAGACGCUGAUGACCCGACCUACGGUAACAGCGCCAGGGUGGUCUACAGUAUCCUUCAAGGCCAGCCGUACUUCUCAGUGGAGCCAAAGACAGGAGUCAUCAAGACUGCCCUCCCAAACAUGGAUAGAGAGGCUAAAGACCAGUAUUUGCUUGUCAUUCAGGCAAAGGAUAUGGUUGGCCAAAAUGGCGGGCUGUCAGGAACAACCUCAGUCACUGUGACACUCACUGAUGUCAACGACAAUCCGCCUCACUUCCCACGAAGGUCUUACCAGUACAAUGUCCCCGAAUCCUUACCCGUGGCCUCUGUUGUAGCCAGAAUCAAAGCUGCCGACGCAGAUAUAGGAGCUAAUGCAGAAAUGGAAUACAAGAUUGUAGAUGGCGAUGGACUGGGGAUAUUCAAAAUAGCUGUCGACAAAGACACCCAGGAAGGAAUUAUUACUAUACAGAAGGAACUGGAUUUUGAAGCCAAAACAAGUUACACGCUCCGCAUAGAAGCUGCAAAUAAAGAUGCCGACCCCCGUUUUCUGAGCUUGGGGCCCUUCAGUGACACAACGACUGUGAAGAUAAUUGUGGAAGAUGUGGACGAGCCCCCCGUGUUUUCUUCACUCUUGUACCCCAUGGAGGUGUCGGAAGCAACCCAAGUUGGCAAUAUCAUUGGCACUGUCGCGGCUCACGAUCCAGAUUCUUCCAACAGCCCUGUGAGGUAUUCAAUUGACAGAAACACAGACUUGGAGAGAUAUUUCAAUAUCGAUGCCAACAGUGGAGUGAUUACAACUGCUAAGUCUUUGGAUCGAGAGACCAAUGCUGUUCAUAACAUCACAGUCCUAGCAAUGGAGAGCCAGAAUCCCUCCCAGGUGGGCAGAGGCUACGUGGCCAUUACUAUUCUCGACAUUAAUGACAAUGCACCGGAAUUUGCCAUGGACUACGAGACCACUGUCUGUGAAAAUGCACAGCCAGGGCAGGUUAUCCAGAAAAUCAGUGCUGUGGAUAAAGAUGAGCCAUCCAAUGGGCACCAGUUCUACUUCAGCUUAACAACAGAUGCAACAAAUAACCACAACUUUUCACUGAAAGAUAACAAAGACAACACCGCCUCCAUCCUCACCAGGAGAAACGGCUUCCGGAGACAGGAGCAGUCGGUGUACUACCUGCCCAUCUUCAUCGUGGACAGCGGCUCUCCCUCGCUCAGCAGCACCAACACGCUCACCAUCCGCGUGUGCGACUGUGACAACGACGGCGUAGCCCAGACCUGCAACGCCGAGGCCUAUGUCUUGCCUGCGGGGCUCAGCACCGGGGCCCUCAUCGCCAUCCUGGCCUGCGUCCUCACCUUGCUGGUGUUGAUCCUCCUGAUUGUCACCAUGAGGAGAAGGAAAAAGGAGCCCCUCAUUUUCGACGAAGAGAGGGACAUUCGGGAAAACAUCGUCCGCUACGACGACGAGGGCGGAGGAGAGGAAGACACGGAGGCCUUCGACAUGGCAGCGCUGAGGAACCUCAAUGUCAUCCGAGACACGAAAACCAGGAGGGACGUGACUCCGGAGAUUCAGUUCUUGAGUCGACCGACUUUGAAGAGCAUCCCGGAUAAUGUCAUUUUCCGGGAGUUUAUUUGGGAGAGACUGAAAGAAGCCGAUGUGGACCCGGGGGCUCCCCCUUACGAUUCCCUGCAGACCUACGCGUUCGAGGGCAACGGCUCGGUGGCCGAAUCCCUGAGCUCCUUAGAUUCCAUCAGCUCGAACUCGGAGCAGAAUUACGACUAUCUGAGUGACUGGGGGCCUCGCUUUAAGCGGCUGGCGGACAUGUAUGGCACCGGCCAGGAGAGUCUGUGCUCUUAGCCUUGGCACCUUGAUGUCAAAUGUA
Molecule: messenger RNA, 2702 nt
Organism: Perognathus longimembris pacificus (Pacific pocket mouse)
Lineage: Eukaryota; Metazoa; Chordata; Mammalia; Rodentia; Heteromyidae
Gene: Cdh7
Product: cadherin 7
Exons: 11
Coding region: 320-2677 (785 amino acids)
Biological process (GO): multicellular organism development; adherens junction organization; cell-cell junction assembly
Cellular component (GO): adherens junction; plasma membrane; catenin complex
Molecular function (GO): calcium ion binding; cadherin binding
Source: RefSeq, a predicted model, not a curated record